UGAACUGGAGCGGCUGAGCAACCUGGUUGGGAAACCGUCUGAGAACCAUCCCCUGCACAACAGCGGACUGCUGAGCCUAGAUCCUGUUCAGGAUAAGACACCUCUUUACAGCCAACUUCUUCAAGCCUACAAAUGGUCAAAUAAGUUGCAGUACCACGCCGGGCUAGCAUCUGGCCUUUUGAAUCAGCAGUCUUUGAAACGUUCAGCCAACCAGAUGGGAGUAUCUGCAAAACGCAGACCAAAAGCCCAGCCAACAACUCUUGUCUUGCCUCCUCAAUACGUCGAUGAUGUGAUCAAUCGGAUUGAUAGGAUGUUCCCUGAAAUGUCUAUCCAGCUGUCCCGGCCAAAUGGAACCUCUGCAAUGCUUCUGGUUACCUUAGGAAAAGUGUUAAAAGUGAUAGUGGUGAUGCGGAGCCUCUUCAUUGACCGGACAAUAGUGAAAGGGUACAAUGAAAAUGUCUAUACUGAGGAUGGCAAGCUUGACAUUUGGUCUAAAUCCAACUAUCAAGUUUUUCAGAAGGUAACGGAUCAUGCCACCACGGCUCUAUUGCACUACCAGCUGCCUCAGAUGCCGGACGUGGUAGUCAGGUCUUUCAUGACCUGGUUAAGAAGUUACAUAAAGCUGUUCCAGGCUCCAUGCCAGCGCUGCGGAAAGUUUCUGCAGGAUGGCCUGCCACCCACAUGGAGGGAUUUCCGAACUCUCGAGGCUUUCCACGACACUUGCAGGCAGUAG
Messenger RNA from Eurypyga helias (sunbittern), 733 nucleotides. RefSeq names its product mediator complex subunit 27 (gene MED27). Lineage: Eukaryota; Metazoa; Chordata; Aves; Eurypygiformes; Eurypygidae. The annotation marks the transcript as partial. Gene Ontology annotation, cellular component: mediator complex. Gene Ontology annotation, biological process: regulation of transcription by RNA polymerase II. The record is from RefSeq and is a predicted model, not a curated record. Gene Ontology annotation, molecular function: transcription coactivator activity. The transcript has 7 exons.